Molecule: messenger RNA, 4402 nt
Organism: Myotis daubentonii (Daubenton's bat)
Lineage: Eukaryota; Metazoa; Chordata; Mammalia; Chiroptera; Vespertilionidae
Product: zinc finger protein 551-like
Exons: 3
Coding region: 907-3054 (715 amino acids)
Biological process (GO): regulation of transcription by RNA polymerase II
Cellular component (GO): nucleus
Molecular function (GO): DNA-binding transcription activator activity, RNA polymerase II-specific; RNA polymerase II cis-regulatory region sequence-specific DNA binding
Source: RefSeq, a predicted model, not a curated record
AGAGAAUCAUGGAUUGGCUGCCUCCCACAGGUCACCCCUGGGGAUGGAGCCCACAACUUGGGCAUCAGCACUGGCCAGGCAGGCCUCUCUGUUUGGAGGGCUUUAAGUGGUGCCCACUCAAGCCGCUGAGCUAAGCAAGUGACUCUUAGCUAUCAGCAGGUCACUGUAUUGGCAGCAGCACCAACCCAGUAGCAGAAAAUCAGAGAAGAACACAACAUAAACCUAAAACUGCGCCCAUCCUUUGUACACGUGGUGUGAGAGUGCCUGAUGGUACAGCCUCGCCUGGUGGGAGGAGUGCACCUGCUAACAGGUGUGCAACUUGGCUGAGCCCAAGUCCUUAACAAGGAAGGGGUGGGGCUGAGAGCCUGUACCGGGUUUGAGAGCUGAGUCUAGGCCUCUCCGUUCCACAGUCGCUCCACUGAUGCGGCUCCUGGAAAUAAAUGGCUAUUCGGGCCAGCUUUUGUUCAACACACAGUUUAUAUAUGAUUAUAAAUGAAAAUUAACCACUUAGUUUUACUAUUGUCUAUCCACACUUCUAAAAUUAUUUUGUUCCCAUCAACCAAAUUACAGAAAUUUGAUCCGUUCCUGUUAGGUAACACACAUUCAUUUUAUUUUGUGGAGUCUCACCUAGAGAGCUCAGAUCAGGAAUUCUUCUCCCAACCCCUCCCCUGGGAGGUUUGUCAGUCUGUCCCAGUGAACCGGGCCUCUGGUCCCAUCUCCUCUUUCCCCGGAGCCCCUGGCAGCUCUACACCACCUUGUUCCUCAUGUUCCCAGGCUGGAAAGCUAGCCCGCUCCUGGGCGGUUGAGAAAACUACACUACCCAGAAAGCAAUGCGACCACGCACGGCAUUUUGGUGCCAGCGCAUCCGGUUAGGGCGGAACUUCCGCAGUCUUCUUCCCGGCGGACAUGUUUACUUCUUCCCCGGCUAUUCACCGUCUCCCGGGUCUCAGCGCGCCCAUCGGGAGAAGGAGGCGACCUGGGAGGCAGCGUCCGGCGGUGCAGGGUGUGUCUGAGCCUGUUGAGCCGCAACCUUCGGGAUUGGGGCGACCGUGCCUCCCCGACUCCUCUCCGCUGACAGAGUCCACUCAGCGUCACCCCAUUGAACCCUCCAGCCUCUGUUCCCGGCGCCGCUCAGGUCCCGCAGCCCAGGGCGCAGCGUCCAGCACAGAUAUGAACUUUGAGGACGUGGCCAUUGCCUUCUCUCAGGAGGAGUGGGGGCUCCUUGAUGAGGAUCAGAGACUUCUGUACUGCGAUGUGAUGCUGGAAGUUUUUGUACUCGUCUCAUCUGUAGGAUGUUGGCAUAGAAUGGAUGAUGAGGACUUCUGUCCUGAGCAGAGCAUAUCUGUACAAGUUGAGUCACAGGUCGGGGCUUCUAAGACAGCUCCAGCAACCCAGAGGAUGCAUCUGAGUAAGCAUUGUUUCUCUGUGUUAAAAGAUAUUCUGCACCUGACUGAGUCACAAGCAGCGGACAUUGAGCAGAAAGGCUUCUUCAUUGAUGCAUGUGUGAGAGACUCCUGUUUCAGUGCAAAUCCUCACCAGCCACAGAGGGAUUCCAGUGUAGAGAAGAUCUGGAAAGAAGACAUGGACAGGGCCUCAUUUGUGACCAGGUGCAGCUUCUAUUUAUCUUGGCUGCCUUCAAGCAGUAGGGAGGUUGGGAAAGUCUUCCCAGCCAUCUCAGAGCUUCUCCAGCACCAGGCCCCUCUCAACACUAAGGAGCCACACAGUGGCAGUGAGGUUUCACAGGAAUAUCUUGGUGGAAAAAGUCUUCCACACACUUGUAACUAUGAAAAAUUUGACAGCCACAACCAGAAAGUUGUUCAGCAUCAGGGUGCCUGCUCUGGAGAAGUGAACUAUGACAGUAACAAAUGUGGGAAAGUUUUUAGAGGAAGCUUUAACCUCCUUCAAACUGGAAGAAUUCACCCUAGAGAAAAGCCAUAUCAGUGUACUGAUUGUGGGAAGUGCUACAGGCAAAAGUCUCACCUCACUGAUCACUACCAUGUUCACACUGGAGAAAAAUCCUAUGAGUGUACUGACUGUGGGAAAUGUUUUAGGAACAAUAGUAACCUCCUAAACCACAAGAGAGUUCACACUGGAGAAAAGCCAUAUCAGUGUAGUGAUUGUGAGAAAUCCUUCAGGCAAAGCUCUCAACUCGCUGUACACCUCCGUGUUCAUACUGGAGAAAAACCCUAUGAGUGUACUGACUGUGGGAAAUGUUUUAGGAACAAUAGUAACCUCCUUAACCACAAGAGAGUUCACAGUGGAGAAAAGCCAUAUCAAUGUAGUGAUUGUGGAAAGUCCUUUAGGCAAAGCUCUCAACUCACUGAACACCACCGUGUUCACACUAGAGAAAAACCCUAUGGGUGUACUGAUUGUGGGAAAUCUUUUAGCAGCAAUUAUAACCUCCUUUACCACAAUAGAGUUCACACUGGAGAAAAGCCCUAUGAGUGUACUGUUUGUGGGAAAUUUUUUCGGAGCAAUAAUACACUCGUUAACCACAAGAGAGUUCACACUGGAGAAAAACCCUAUGAGUGUACUGAUUGUGGGAAAUCUUUUAGCAGCAAUAAUAACCUCCUUAACCACAAGAGAGUUCACACUGGAGAAAAACCGUAUGAGUGUACUGAUUGUGGGAACUCUUUUAUGAGCAACAUUAUGCUCCUUAAUCACAAGAGAAUUCACACUGGAGAAAAACCCUAUGAGUGUACUGAUUGUGGGAAGUCCUUCAGCAGAAGCUGCUACCUCUCUGAACACAAGAGAAUUCACACUGGUGAAAAACCUUUUGAAUGUAGUGAUUGUGGGAAGUUCUUUAGACUGAAGGGGAACCUCACGCAACACCACAGAGUUCAUACCGGAGAAAAGCCAUAUGAGUGUAGUGAUUGUGGAAAGUCCUUCCGGCUAAGGAAUUCACUUAUUCUACACCAGAGAGUUCACACUGGUGAAAAACCUUAUGAGUGUAGUGAAUGUGGGAAAUCUUUCAGGACCGGCAAUCAGCUCCUAAUCCACAAGAGAGUUCACACUGGCAUUUUAGCUGCAAACCUAGCCUUGUUAGAUAUGUGAGUUCACAUUGGAGCAAAGCCUUAAAUGUGCCAGGGAUGUAUUAUCUUUCUCACUCUACAACAUUGAAGGAGACUUAAAUCCAUUUACCUGAAUAUAAACCCCUUUUAUCUGAACAUACACUGUACAGAAUUCCUCAUAAGUUUGAGGUACAAGUGAGGUUUGAAGGAGCUGCAUUGCACUUGCUAACUUUCAAGGACUCCGACCUCAUUGAUGUCACUUCGAGUAUUUGUGGCUAAAGUGACCUCCUCUACCACCUGGUUCACCUGAACAGUGUGCAUCAGUCACCACCCCUACGUGCUCAGGAAAAAGGAAUUCUGUGUUCUCCCUUGUGCUUAAGUGAAUUAGGAAUACUCCAAGGUCUUUGCAGGAUCUUCAUUCUGUUCUCUUUGACUAGGAAAUGCACCUGAUCCAGUAUUCAUCCAAAUCUCCCAACCUCAGCUAAGAAGUGCUACCUCUUUCAGGGACAUUCUGGUUCUCACCUUAUGCUGUGAUGAAUUGUUACAAACUGAUUGCUGUAUACUGCUCUAUGGUGUUUUUGUAAUGGUGAUUUUGUUUUUGUACCUUUAAUUUUGUUGGUUCUAUUCACUGCGUGGGUUGAUUUGAAAGCACAAUUGUGAUCUGUCAGCAUAGAGUUAACGGAUACUGUGGGAUUCACAAACUUUCUGUGCUUCAGAAAGGAUAGCUUGAUGGCAGAAAAUCCUUCUUUGUCCAUUAUUCUUUGCAUUAAGGCCCAAGGCAUUGAAAUAAAGACCAUAUGACUUUGUGGUUGUAUUUUGCAGGUUUGAUCCCCAGCCCCCCAUUUUGACUGGUGUGGGAGGCAUCCAGUCAUUGUGUUUCUCUCUCUCAUUCCCCUCCCACUCUCUCUUUAAAAAAGAAAAAAACAACAAAACAUCCACCCUUCUUCACUAAGAUGGGCCUCUGCCUGCACAGCCCACCUUCCCUUAUUGCUUCCUGCCUUUGCCCGGGAUGUUCCCCCUGCAGGUGGGUAUGCUGUGUCCUGCCCAGGAGCUGGCAGAGAGGAGCCCAAGGCAAGGUUCUAUGAGGAAUUGGUGUUCUGUUUCUGCUUGAGAAGAGCAAGCCACGUUCUUCGGUCUCCAUCAAGAGGUCUCUCCAGCCUGCUCUCCUCAUCCCCAGGCACCUGGCCUGCUGCAAUUGAAUCUACAUUAUCUGGGUGAAGGCCCCUGAUGCUUUGGUCCCCAAAUGAGUUCACCUUAGAAAAAGUCUGCCUCUGACAAGCCCACAUACAUACCUGAGACCCACUGGUGUUGUUUGAGUCUAUUUUUGCACUGUGGGGGUAAUUUUCUACGUUGACUUUAUUACAAAUAAAGCACACACUCUCCUUACACCA